Messenger RNA from Mangifera indica (mango), 1168 nucleotides. RefSeq lists its product as uncharacterized. The transcript is spliced from 9 exons. Gene Ontology annotation, molecular function: SNARE binding. Gene Ontology annotation, cellular component: endosome; lytic vacuole. Lineage: Eukaryota; Viridiplantae; Streptophyta; Magnoliopsida; Sapindales; Anacardiaceae. Bases 108 to 944 code for a protein of 278 amino acids. Gene Ontology annotation, biological process: SNARE complex assembly. The record is from RefSeq and is a predicted model, not a curated record.
UAAUUUGAUUGGAAAGUAGAAAAGGCUACCUGUAAAACAGGUUUGGGUGGCGGGGACGACAUAACCAAACCAUUAUCUUCUGAGAACAAGAAUAUAAAGUAGGAGAAAUGGGGGAUUUGUAUGCGUUGGAUUUUGAUGGAGUUCUCUGUGACAGUUGUGGAGAGAGCUCCCUCUCUGCUGUCAAGGCUGCCAAAGUAAGAUGGCCAGGUUUAUUUGAUGGUGUGGAUUCUGCCAUGGAGGAUUGGAUUCUCGAUCAAAUGUACACGGUCCGACCUGUGGUGGAAACUGGAUAUGAAAAUCUGUUGCUUGUGAGGUUGCUGCUGGAGAUGAGACUUCCUUCUAUUCGAAAAUCUUCAGUUGCAGAGGGACUCACAGUAGAGGGGAUAUUGGAAAACUGGUCUAAGCUUAAACCUGUCAUUAUGGAAGAAUGGGGUGAAAAUAGUAGGGAUGCUCUAAUAGAUCUUUUUGGGAAAGUCAGAGACGAAUGGAUGGACAUGGAUUUGGAAACUUGGAUUGGUGCAAAUAGAUUCUAUCCAGGUGUUCCUGAUGCGCUUAAAUUUGCAAGCUCGAGGAUAUAUAUAGUCACCACAAAGCAGAGCCGAUUUGCAGAUGCUUUAUUGCGGAAGCUUGCAGGAGUUACAAUACCAGCUGAGAGAAUUUAUGGUCUCGGAACUGGUCCUAAGGUGGAAGUACUGAAACAACUUCAGAAGAAACCGGAACACCAGGGGCUGACGCUACACUUUGUGGAAGAUCGACUUGCAACCCUGAAGAAUGUGAUUAAAGAGCCUGAAUUAGAUGCAUGGAAUUUGUAUCUUGUUCUAGUUGCUAAGGUGGAUCAAUUGGAACAGGUAAUUGGGGUUACAACACAGAGAAAGAGAGAGAGGAGGCAGCAAGCAUUCCCAGGAUUCAAGUUCUCGAACUCUCUGACUUUAGUAGGAAGCUGAAGUAAUGAUUGGUUUCAAUGUACUUUAUUGUUUCAUUUCACUUAAUAAAUAAAAACGGCAUAUCUUCUCCUUUCAUGAAAAUCAUGAAGAUGAGUUAUUUGAAUGUCUAGUCUAGUCUUGCCUCCCAAAAAAGGAACCAUGUAUUUCUAAGUUAUUUAUGGUGUCACAAAGACACAUACAGAUAAUUACUUGUGAUUUCAAUUGUACCAAUUUAUUUUAUACUC